GAUGCCGAACUCGGCCAUGAAGAAGAAGGUGCUGCUGAUGGGCAAGAGCGGGUCGGGGAAGACCAGCAUGCGCUCCAUCAUCUUCGCCAACUACAUCGCGCGCGACACGCGGCGCCUGGGCGCCACCAUCGACGUGGAGCACUCGCACGUGCGCUUCCUGGGCAACCUGGUGCUGAACCUGUGGGACUGCGGCGGGCAGGACACCUUCAUGGAGAACUACUUCACCAGCCAGCGCGACAACAUCUUCCGCAACGUGGAGGUGCUCAUCUACGUGUUCGACGUGGAGAGCCGCGAGCUGGAGAAGGACAUGCACUACUACCAGUCGUGCCUGGAGGCCAUCCUGCAGAACUCGCCCGACGCCAAGAUCUUCUGCCUGGUGCACAAGAUGGACCUGGUGCAGGAGGACCAGCGCGACCUGAUCUUCCGGGAGCGCGAGGAGGACCUGCGGCGCCUGUCGCGGCCGCUGGAGUGCGCCUGCUUCCGCACGUCCAUCUGGGACGAGACGCUCUACAAGGCCUGGUCCAGCAUCGUGUACCAGCUCAUCCCCAACGUGCAGCAGCUGGAGACGAACCUGCGGAAUUUUGCGCAGAUCAUCGAGGCCGACGAGGUGCUGCUGUUCGAGAGAGCGACCUUCCUGGUGAUCUCGCACUACCAGUGCAAGGAGCAGCGCGACGUGCACCGCUUCGAGAAGAUCAGCAACAUCAUUAAGCAGUUCAAGCUGAGCUGCAGCAAGUUGGCCGCCUCCUUUCAGAGCAUGGAAGUGAGGAAUUCCAACUUCGCGGCUUUCAUCGACAUCUUCACGUCGAACACGUACGUGAUGGUGGUUAUGUCGGAUCCGUCCAUCCCGUCCGCCGCUACCCUGAUCAACAUUCGCAACGCCAGGAAACACUUCGAGAAGCUGGAGAGAGUGGACGGCCCCAAGCACAGCCUGCUCAUGCGCUGAAGGUCCCAAGUGCCCCUCGCGAAGAUGCCCGAAUGGUUCUGCACCCUGUUUGUAGUGUGCAUGAUGUCGUGCGCUUAGAAGUGGGCUGCAGGUGUGUGCUGCUUGCUGCGUCCCCUUCCUCUUCCCGUGCUCUAGACUAAGCCCUGGCACUAUUUACUCAGCUAUCCAGUAGAGCUUCACGAUGGCUUUUCUGCAGUUGGUGCGGUGUAACACUAAAGUAGGUGGGGUGUGUGUGUGUGUGUGUGUGUGUGUGUUCUGACUGCCCGGUAUGACGUGCACAUCACAGCCUUUACCAGUAUCCUCCCGUACUGUCCGAUUGCGAAGGUGGAAUGUUACUGUUUUAUCAAGGCAUUAAAAUGCACUUACAAAUUCUUGCUUCGAUCAUGAAUAAACCUUUACUGUUAGCAGUUUAAAA
This is a messenger RNA of Chinchilla lanigera (long-tailed chinchilla), 1358 nucleotides long. It is a transcript of the gene Rraga, whose product is annotated as Ras-related GTP binding A. Gene Ontology annotation, cellular component: lysosome; Gtr1-Gtr2 GTPase complex; nucleus. NCBI's taxonomy places the organism in Eukaryota, Metazoa, Chordata, Mammalia, Rodentia, Chinchillidae. Gene Ontology annotation, molecular function: GTPase activity; GTP binding. Gene Ontology annotation, biological process: regulation of autophagy; positive regulation of TOR signaling; cellular response to starvation. The record is from RefSeq and is a predicted model, not a curated record.